CCGCAAUCGUAUAGACACCUCCAGCCCGUGGACGCGGCAAAGUCACGGCGCGUUGGAAGCUGAACAUCGUCGUUCUCGUUCUCGCCCCGUCGGCAGCGGAAGGUGUGGCGCAUGAUUCUUUCCGGAACAAAUGUGGCUGGUGGCAUCGUGACGGGCCGAAACUUUUUUGAGCACUUCCGAUUUCAGUUCUGGCGCGGUCGCCAUUGUCAUCCAAUUCAACCAUUCCUUUCACCCUGCUCGUGCUCUUUGCCCUCGCCACGUACAGCAUUUUCCUGCGGACUAUGGGAAAGUAGCAGAAUCCAUCAGAUCCAGGACUGCGGACAAUCAGACAAGCAACCCUUCAUCACCUCCCUUCCCACUACCUCCUCACCACCUCGCCAUCGGGCGCUCCUUCAAUCCCGUUGAUUGCACUGUCAUGGCCCACCGCGUCUUCACUCAAGCCGCCAUAACUGGCGCUCGCAUUCUGGGCACCGCCUUUCGCGAAGCCUACAAGCAGGCUGCCGCCUCACAAAAAUACGCAGCUGCCGCCGCUCGCUCUGGAAAGCACAACCCGCUGACCCACAGCGCUUCGGGCUUGACCCUAGAGGAAGCGUGCAAGAUUCUGAACGUGUCACCGCCAAAGCAGGGCAAGGUGGACAUGGAGCUCGUGACGGAGCGUUUCAAGCGCAUGUUCGACGCCAACGAUCCGAAGAAGGGUGGCAGCUUUUACCUGCAGAGCAAGAUUGUCAGGGCAAAGGAACGUAUCACCAGCGAAGUGAAUGAGAGGGCACGAGUUGCCGAAGAGACUGCCGAGGCAAAGCAAGGCUGGAACCCCAAAAUCUACAAGGACAGGUGAUGAGAUCGGGGCACCUCAUCGAAGAGACGGAGACCGAAAGAAAGAGCGAAACGGCGGGCCUCGCCUGUGGCUUCAUGGAACGUCAUCUUUAUAGAGUGCACGGGAUAACGGGUGGAAAACGUGUAUUUUACUCUUCUUGUGUGUGUAUAUGUGCAUGCGGCCGGCGUCGAUUGAUCUGCAUAUUGUUUGGUUUUUUUUUAUGGACAAGCUUUUUGCGAGCUGGAAGAAUAUCCCCCCUCUACAUUGCGGCAGAUUUUCAAGAAAGAAAGCAAAUCACGUCUGCCUAUGAGAACCGGCAUCAAUUUCAGCAGUAGCCGUGAGCAGGAUACCAUGUAGACUUGAGUCACUAGCUCAUUGGACAUUUGGAUGUGUUUACAUAUGAACAGAUCGGUGCUAGGAAGAAGCUGGCGGUAGAGAACGGGUGUAAAAUAAAUGGGCAGCGUUUUACCAAGGCUACGUGAAUGUCAUAUAUAUAUAUAUAUAUAUACCACAAGUACUGAUGAGCAAGGGCACCUUGGAUGAAAAUCUCACCAGGGUUAUGAAAACUGCUUCCCUGCCAGGAGUCUUCAAAACUUUCGUCGGCCAUCCGAAUCCUUUUGAUGUAUUGCAGAGUCUCUGGUAACUAGAAUACGAC
Molecule: messenger RNA, 1469 nt
Organism: Verruconis gallopava
Lineage: Eukaryota; Fungi; Ascomycota; Dothideomycetes; Venturiales; Sympoventuriaceae
Exons: 1
Coding region: 416-835 (139 amino acids)
Biological process (GO): protein import into mitochondrial matrix
Cellular component (GO): TIM23 mitochondrial import inner membrane translocase complex
Source: RefSeq, a predicted model, not a curated record